Molecule: messenger RNA, 2294 nt
Organism: Contarinia nasturtii (swede midge)
Lineage: Eukaryota; Metazoa; Arthropoda; Insecta; Diptera; Cecidomyiidae
Gene: Eaf
Product: ell-associated factor Eaf
Exons: 2
Coding region: 651-2048 (465 amino acids)
Biological process (GO): regulation of transcription elongation by RNA polymerase II; positive regulation of DNA-templated transcription
Cellular component (GO): super elongation complex
Molecular function (GO): transcription elongation factor activity
Source: RefSeq, a predicted model, not a curated record
GUGUACGUAAGUUUGGAAUUGCAGAAAAAAAAAAAUUAGUUUCGUGUCAAAAUACAUUCUCUUUUGAGCGAUUUUGAUUCAUUCGUCAUUUAAAUCGAACAUUAGCCAAAUCGGAUUGAAAGUGGCCAAACAAAGCAGCUGUAUCAACGAAAGCAAUUGAGCUACGACGAAAAAUAAACACAUUUUUUUUCUCUCGUUCGACCACAUUUACUGCGUUUGACCACAAUACGUUUUUUUUUUUUUGAAAUUCCUUUUUUGAUAAGAAUAUCUUGCGGGUGAAUUUAAUUCAUUGAUGUUACGGAAAACCACUUCAUCUGUAUAAACAGCUUAUAGCACACAUACAAAUAAGACACAGAAAGAAAGAGAGCGAGCGAGAUAGAUAGAAAAGAAAAAUUGUGGAAUAAAACUGCAUACAUUCAAAAUAUAUUGAAUGAGGCAUUUCACACACAUGAUGUAGCUUAUCGAUGCCAAUGAGGCGGUUUCAUUUAUAUGAUCCAACAAUUAAUUGAUGGCUCAAGCAAAAAUUUAUCAAAUACCAAAAAAAAAAAAUAGCACGAACAGUCGUUGAAAUAUUUGGUGAACGUGUGUGAAAGACUGAUCGUUUCGAAUAGAUUGCUUUUCAAAAAAACAAAAAUAAAAUUCCUUCAAAAAUGGAUCAACGCUUAGGAUUGGGCAAUGAAGUGCGUGAAUUGAAAUUAGGCUCAACAUUCAAUACACCAAAACCGCGUACAUCGUUUCACACAUUGAAAUAUGAUUUCAAGCCAGCUAGUGUGGACUUAUCAAAAACGGCAACAUUAGAUGUCAGUUCAAAUAAUCAAGUGACUGUGACGGUGCCACAUUUGGAUUCAUCGGGCGUUCCAAAAACGGUAUUCAAAGGCAACCAACGUAAUUAUACAAAAGAAUGUGUGCUGAUAAUCGAUAAGGUGACGGGCGAAAUAACAUUGGAAAAAUUGCAUCACAAUAUUCAAGUGAAGAAAACGCGCAGUGAAACAAAUAAUAAAGCAUCAUCGAAUUUUUCUUCACAUCAAUCAAAUGCAAACAAUGCAAGUGGAAGUGGCGGUGGCGGCGGCGGAGGUGUCAGUGGUGGUGGUAGUGGUGGUAUUGGAGCCAGCGCCAGUGGUAGCAUAAAUAGUGGAAAUGCGGCCACAACUAGUGUUGCAAUGAACAGUAAUGCAUCGGAUCGUCCUUAUCUUCAAAAUAAUACACAAAGAGUAUCGAAUAAGACACGAGUAUCAACUGGUAUACGAAAAAAUGCACUCGGUUCGUUUGUUCAACGUCAUUCGCCCAUUCAAGGAUCACCAUCAUAUCCACAUCAUCGGAGUCCACAACAAGCGCCAGCAUGGAAUGCAAACAAUGGACAAUCAACGUUGCCAAGUAUUCCAAUCAUUGGUAUGGACGAUGAUAUUAUGCCAAUGACAAGACCAACCACGAAUAAUGUAAAUAAUAGUACAGCAAAUGUCGCUGCAGCAUCGUCUGCAUCAAAUCUAGACACACAUCAACUUAGUUAUCAUUCAAAUAAACCAUCGAAAUCAUCGCCCAAAAUGAAUGCGCCUUUAAAUAAUCCAAUAUCACAAUCGAGCCACAGUGCCAAUAACACCAGUUUAAAAAAUUCAAGUAGCCUUAAAACAAGUAGUUCAUAUGAUAAAAUGCAACAAUCACGACAAUCAAAUAGUAGCCAUCAUCAUCGUAAUAAUAAUCAUCAUCAUCAGCACCAUCAAACAUCAUCGUCAUCAAUACCAGCAUUACCUAAGGAUAUUUCGAGUGAAAUUGGCGUUCUAUCCUCAUCUGACUCAAGUGAUUCAUCCGACUCGGAUAGCAAUAGUAAUAGUAACAGCAAUAGUAGCGAUUCGGAUAGCAACAGCAAUAGUGACGAUGAUGAUGAUGAUGACGACGACGACGAUGAUACCAAUAUGAAUCAACAACAUUCAAAUGUAAUUCGUAAACCACCACAACCAGUCAAUAAUGGAACGGGCCCAUCAUUGCCAACGCUGCUUCUUGACGAAGAUCUACGUCUAUCAUCAAACUCUUCCGAUUCGGACGAUGAUUAACUGUUUACAAAUUCUACCGAUUUUAUUUUUGUAACGCAUAUUUUGUAACUUGUUUUUUUUUUUUUUUUUUUGUUGAGGAUUUAAAAAAAGGGAAAAAGAGGAGAAACGAAAGUGCACAUAAUCCAUGCAAUUGAAGAAUUAAUUGAACAUUACGAAUUUUCUUUGUUUCGUUUUAAAUCAAUAAGUUCUGUUUUUAAAUAAUAAUAAUAAUAAUAAUUGAUGAUAUCAAAAAUCAAUUUUCAUGUC